AUGGCUUCCUCUGUAUCCACCGCACCAACGUUGUACUUUGAUGAGAAAUGGAAGCUGUCAAAGAAGGAAGGAUCCACCAGAAGCAGGUCCUCAAGUACCCCUUUAAUCAAGAAUUCCUCGCAGAGAAGGUGUGCUUUCGCUAGCAAGUGUGCCAGGCUUGUGAAGGAGCAAAGGGCGCGUUUCUACAUCAUGAGGCGAUUGAAAGACGAAAGGGUCCUGAAAGGGCUAGGUGGAGUUGAGUUGUUUGACCACUGGAAGGACCACUUUGACCCUAUAAUCUUGCUCAGGGGCUGGCAGGCAGAGGCAUGCAUGGAUGAUGAGUUGUUGAGAAUGGCAUCACAAAGAGAGCCAAACAUGGACGGACUCUCACGCAAACACCUUCUUCUAUAG
Messenger RNA from Sphenostylis stenocarpa, 390 nucleotides. The record is from the annotation of a GenBank genome assembly. NCBI's taxonomy places the organism in Eukaryota, Viridiplantae, Streptophyta, Magnoliopsida, Fabales, Fabaceae.